AUGUCUCCUCAGAGCAGCGCCCCGGGCCACUUGGAUCCCGGCCUCAAUUUACUAAGCGAACUCAGAGGAUGCCCGGAGUCCUGGACUGCAGAGCCGCCCGCGAGAGGCACCGGGGCUGUAACCGCGCAACCUCGUGCCGUGGGCGGGGACGAGGGAGACUUCUCCGGCCGGUGCGCGCCCUGGCGCGAAAGUGAGGCGCGGGCGGGGCUGGUCACGCGCCUGGCUUCCUGCAGUGCGAACCCUGCAAAUCCCGGCGACUUCGCAGUUGCCGAAGGGACCCGAAGAAGUGGGAUGUGCAAAAGCACCGGCUGGAAAUCCCGGCUGUGUCUCCGUCAACUCUUCACGCAACAGUGGGCUCCCCCGGCCCUUGGUUUUUACCGGGCCGCCUGGUCCCACUCGGCGAAAAAAAUUCCAGAGCUGCUGCCGUGGCGAUGGCGUGGUGGGCUGCCUCCUCCGCGUGCGCGGCGCUCCUGCUUCUGUGGUGAUCUGAAAGUGGAGAUGAUGGCAAGGGGGAUUCAGGCCACACACCUGAAUGACAAUGUUACCAUAUUCUGCAAAGUCAUUUAUUCCCAACCCCUCAACAUCACUUCUAUGGGUAUCACCUGGUUGCGGAAGAGUCUGACGUUAGACAAAGAAGUCAAGGUCUUUGAAUUUUUUGGAGAUCACCAAAAGGCAUUCCGACCUGGAGCCAAUGUGUCUCCAUGGAGGCUGAAGAGUGGGGACGCCUCACUGAAGCUGCCUGGAGUCCAGCUGGAGGAAGCAGGAGAGUACCGAUGUGAGGUGGUUGUCACCCCUCUGAAGGCACAGGGAACGGUUCAACUUAAAGUUGUGGCUUCCCCAACCAGCAGAUUGUUUCAGGAUCAAGCGGUGGUGAAAGAGAAUGAAGGCAAAUAUAUGUGUGAGUCAAGUGGGUUCUAUCCAAAGGAUAUUAAUAUAACAUGGGAGAAGAGGACCCAGAAGUCUCCCCAUCACGUAGUGAUUUCUGAGAACAUCAUCACUGGUCCCACCAUCAAGAAUAUGGAUGGUACAUUUAACAUCACUAGCUCCUUGAAGCUGAACUCCUCUCAGGAAGACCCUGGGACUGUCUACCAAUGUGUGAUAUGGCAUGAGUCCUUGCAUACUCCUGUGAGCAUCGACUUUAACCUGACUGCUCCUCGGCAGAGUCUUUCUGAACCUGAGAAGACAGACAUCUUUUCCACUUAUGGGUGGCUUAUUUCAUUCCUUGCUGCUGGAUUGAUUUUAUUAAUUGUUUUGAUUCAUUGGAAAAAGGUGCCAUUGAGAGAGGAGGAAGGAAGAAACUAGUUAGGCAACAUCAGCAAUGAUACUUAUGGAAAAAGAAAACAAAUCCUUUAUGAUCAGCUGGAUUCUGUAGUUGUUUGAAAAGAUGACUCCAGUCCUUCACCCUUCCCUGCAUUCAUGUCCAUUGCUGUGUAACUUUGCAGUGUCUCCAACCAUGUGACGUCUUUCAGCCAACAUAAGGAGACAGCAGUGAAGGCGUGCCAGUUCCCAGUGUAAGCCCCAAGAGGCCUUGUGUGUCUUCAUUUGCUUCCUUGUGUGCUUCUAAUGGUGCUGAGAGAAGGACAGGUCCAGACUAGCCUGCUGGAGGAUGAGAGAUGCUGGCUCCCACAUCCUUGUUGCUCCAGUGGAGGCCAGGCUAGAUUAGAUGACAGCCACCUGACUCCAUGUGAGCAAAUCUGAGAUCAGCAGAGCUGGCAGAGCCAACUCUCAAAUACUUGGAAAAUACUUUUAAUAUGUAAAACAUUUUAAAUAUUUAUUUUUAUUAAUACAUUAAUAUUUAAAAUGUUUUUUAAAGCCACUGUUUUAUACUGGCUUUGUUAACACAGCAUAAGCUAAGUGCUACAACUCCUCAGGAACCUGAGCUUUGACCAAAAGGAGUGUGGUAGCCACAGAGAUGUGCCUCUGAGGCCCCCUUCGAGAGAGAGCCUGUGUGAGGAGUGCAGUCAGCUGACGGGCUCCAGCUGCAGAUCUCAGGGAUCUGCUUCAGUAUUCCAGCUGGUGCCCUGCUCUCCCCGCACUGCUCCUGCCAUUGACUGAGCAAGGCAGGAGCUCCGUGUUGGGAGCUGAUGCUGGAAUACUGAACUACAUCCCGAGAUCUCCAGCUGCUGAUCUCGGGGAUCUGAGGUGGCCACGACUUCCUCAGAGUUGUGUAUUAGGUGCUAGAAUAACAUCAUUUUGUUUGAUGUCAUUUUGUUAUCACAUUGAUGAAAAAAAAAUCAAUUCCCAACCUGAGCCACUGGCUCUGUGGAGUUUGCAUGUUCUGCAUGGGUUUUCAUCAGGUACUCUGGUUUCCUCUCAGAUCCCAGAGAUGAGCACUUUCAGCAAAUUGGGGUGUCUAAAUGGUGCCAGUCUGAGUGAGGGUGUGGGUGUGAGCAUGCCUUACAGCCGGAUGCCAUCCUCUCCAGGGUUGAUGCCCACUUAGUGCUCUGAGCCACUGGGAAAGGCUCUGGCCACCCACAACUCUGAACUGGCAUCAUUGGGUGAAUAAUUAUUUGUUUUUAGUAAUUUUUUUUUUUUCAAGACAAAGUCUCACACACUGU
This is a messenger RNA of Cercocebus atys (sooty mangabey), 2558 nucleotides long. It is a transcript of the gene NCR3LG1, whose product is annotated as natural killer cell cytotoxicity receptor 3 ligand 1. The transcript has 6 exons. Bases 1 to 1302 code for a protein of 433 amino acids. The record is from RefSeq and is a predicted model, not a curated record. NCBI's taxonomy places the organism in Eukaryota, Metazoa, Chordata, Mammalia, Primates, Cercopithecidae.